AUGAUGACUGGUCUGUCGGACGUCAUUGCGUACGCGACGCCGGAUAUCUCGAUCAUGCGAAAAGUAGAGCGUCUGGUGGGAAAGAUCGAGUUCUUCCACAGUAGUUGCGCCAUGCCAAGUCAGGGUAUGACGCUUUUGAGUGACGUCCUUAAGCAGAUCCAAGAGAAACUUGUUCCGAUUGCCGGCGUUAUUGUGAAUCGCCCUGAUCUCGUCGGAAUUCCAGGCCAUCAAGUUCCCAAUAACGAUCAAUACUUUUUACGCCCGGCUAAGAGGGAGAUUCAGUCUGUCUCUGUCACCGAUAAAGCCAGCGCUCGUGGGAUUCCUGGAUGGCUUCGUCAUCCUAGAAUGUUGAAGGAGGGCAUCUCUCAGAUGCCCGAAUACUCUGAGUGA
Molecule: messenger RNA, 390 nt
Organism: Aspergillus fischeri NRRL 181
Lineage: Eukaryota; Fungi; Ascomycota; Eurotiomycetes; Eurotiales; Aspergillaceae
Exons: 2
Coding region: 1-390 (129 amino acids)
Source: RefSeq, a predicted model, not a curated record